Messenger RNA from Protobothrops mucrosquamatus (brown spotted pit viper), 668 nucleotides. It is a transcript of the gene PRRT1, whose product is annotated as proline rich transmembrane protein 1. The annotation marks the transcript as partial. Lineage: Eukaryota; Metazoa; Chordata; Lepidosauria; Squamata; Viperidae. Gene Ontology annotation, cellular component: membrane. The record is from RefSeq and is a predicted model, not a curated record. The transcript has 4 exons.
GACUUCCUGAUUCUGCCCCACACACCUCUCCGCCACCCUACAACAACCCUUUGCAACCUCCCCCUCCCCCUCCCCAGGAUGCCCCCAUCCCGGGAUACAGUGAUUCCCCGCCCCGCCACCAUUCCGCCACCCUCCCCCGCCUCCCCCCUGACCCCUACAUGCAGGAAACUCAGUUCAACGGAGCCGCCCAGGGCUACGUCGUGCAGACGCACCCACCUGUCGGGACCCUCCCCAUCGGAGGCUACAUGCACCCGGGGUACCCAGUCCAGCUACAGCCUUGUACGGCAUAUGUGCCGGUCUACCCUGUAGGGGCGUCCUACUCUCAGGCCAACCAACCUCCACCACCAGCUCUCUCCCCAACACAGAUGACGCCUGGUAUCGCCAUCUUGGAACCCCGGCGCCCACCGCACGAUUAUCUUCCCAUCGCUGUCCUCACCACCAUCUGCUGCUUCUGGCCCACUGGCAUCAUUGCUAUCAUCAAGGCUGUGCAGGUGCGGACUGCUGUUGCCCGUGGCGACAUCGUAUCGGCAGAAAUUGCCUCCCGGGAGGCCCGCAACUUCUCCUUCAUUAGCCUGGCGGUGGGCAUCGCCGCCAUGGUCCUGUGCACCAUCCUUACGGUGGUGAUCAUCAUUGCCGCUCAGCACCAUGACAACGACUGGGACCCCUAG